Molecule: messenger RNA, 201 nt
Organism: Mesorhabditis spiculigera
Lineage: Eukaryota; Metazoa; Nematoda; Chromadorea; Rhabditida; Rhabditidae
Source: the annotation of a GenBank genome assembly
AUGCGAUUGGAAAGGGAGGCGCGCAAUUACCUCCACGAAUAUGGUGCUUUGCCGCGCCGCGUAGCCGUCUGCGAUUUCACCAUCUGCGCGUCGCUGUGCUUCGAUUAUGAUUGGGAAUGGUUCCGCACCCAGCAGCGCGUCUGGAGAUUGCUCGAAUCGUACAGGACCGGAGAAGCCCAUCAUUUCCUUGGCUGGGACGAU